CCCGAGGGCAGGGGAGGGCGCUGGGCGUCACGCUGGGUGUGGGUCAGCUGCCCGAGGGCUCUCAGGACCGGCUGUGGACUCAGGUCCCAGUCGGGACCUCGAGUCUGCUCCCAACCAGGCCCCGGCCUCCCUCCGGAAAUCCCUGUGGGGCCCCAGCUGGGCCUCGAUGGAGCUUCUCUCGCCGCUGUCGCAGCCUUCAUUGUUACUGCUCCUGCUCCUGCUGUCGCCGCUGCUGACCGGAGGGUCCUGGCAGUGCCCGCGCACCCCCUACGCCGCCUUACGCAAUUUUGACGUGGAGUACAAGGUGCCCAGCUUCUCGGCCGGAGGUCCGGUACAGGCCAUAGCGACCUACGAGGGCGGCAGAGAUGGGAGUGCCGUGUUCGUGGCUACACGCAAUCGCCUGCACGUGCUUGGGCCUGGCCUGCAGCCAAUAGAGAGCCUGGCCACAGGCCCUGUUGGGGACCCUGGCUGCCAGACGUGUGCGGCCUGUGGUCCGGGCCCCCACGGCCCACAGGGAGACACAGAUGCACGGGUGCUGGUGCUGGAGCCGGUGCUGCCCGCACUAGUCAGCUGCGGCUCCAGCCUGCAUGGCCGCUGCUUCCUGCACGAGCUAGAGCCCCAAGGGACAGCCCUGCACCUGGCACCGCCAGCCUGCCUCUUCUCUGCCAACCACAACCAGCCCGAGGACUGCCCUGACUGUGUGGCCAGUCCUCUGGGCACCCUCGUGACCGUGGUUGAGCAGGGCCAUGCCUCCUACUUCUACGUGGCAUCCUCACUGGACCCGACGAUGGCCUCGAGCUUCAGCCCCCGCUCAGUGUCCAUCCGGCGCCUCAAGGCCGAUGCCUCAGGAUUUGCACCCGGGUUUGCGGCACUGUCCGUGCUGCCUGAGCACCUCGCUUCCUAUCCUAUUGAGUACGUGUACAGUUUCCACGCCGGAGCCUUCGUCUAUUUCCUGACGGUGCAGAGGGCCCGCGUGACAGCCGCCCCGGGAGCCUUGCACACACGCCUGGCACGGCUCAGCGCUGUUGAGCCCGAGCUGGGCGACUACCGCGAGCUGGUCCUCGACUGCCGAUUCGCGCCCAAACGCCGGCGGCGCGGGUCCCCCGAGGGAGGGCAGCCCUACCCGGUGCUGAGGGUGGCCCACACCGCUCCAGUGGGCAGCAAGCUGGCUGCUGAGCUGAGCAUCGCUGAGGGCCAAGAAGUGCUAUUUGGCGUCUUCGGGACUAGCAGAGACAGCAGCCCCGGUGUGAAUCCCAGCUCUGUCGUCUGUGCCUUUCCCAUCGACCUAGUGGACACUCUCAUCCAGCAGGGUGUGGAACGCUGUUGUGAGCCUCCUGUACCCCCUGGCAUCCGGCGAGGCCUCGACUUCUUCCAGUCGCCUAGUUUUUGCCCCAACCCGCCUGGCCUGGAGGCCCCCAACCCCAACACCAGCUGCCAUCACUUCCCUCUGCUGGUCAGCGGCAGCCUAUCACGUGUGGACCUCUUCAAUGGGCUAUUAGGACCAGUGCAGGUCACUGCACUGCAUGUGACACGCCUUGCCAAUGUCACAGUGGCCCACAUGGGCACAGCUGAUGGGCGACUCCUGCAGGUGGAGCUAGCCAGAUCUCUCAACUACUUGCUAUAUGUGUCCAACUUCUCACUGGGCAGCAAUGGGCAGCCCAUACAACGAGAUGUCCGUCGCCUUGGAGACCACCUGUUCUUUGCCUCUGGGGAGCAGGUCUUCCAGGUACCUAUCCAGGGCCCUGGCUGCCGCCACUUCCUCACCUGUGGGAGUUGUCUGCGGGCACAGCGUUUCAUGGGCUGUGGCUGGUGUGGGGGCAUGUGUGGCCAGCAGAAGGAGUGUCCUGGCUCCUGGCAACAAGAUCACUGUCCACCUGAGCUUACCAAGUUCUACCCCCAGAGUGGACCCCUAAGGGGCAGCACAAGGCUGACCCUAUGUGGCUCCAACUUCUACCUGCGCCCUGAUGAUCUGGUGCCUGAGGGCACCCAUCAGGUCACCGUGGGCCAGAGUCCCUGCCGACUGCUGCCCAAGGACAGCCCAAACAUCAGCCCAGUGCCCCGGAAAGACUUUGUAGAGGAGCUUGAGUGUGAGCUGGAGCCCUUGGGCAUACAGCCAGCCGGGCCUGCCAACGUCAGCCUCACUGUGACCAACAUGCCACCAGGCAGACACUUCCGGGUGGAUGGCACCUCCAUGCUGCAAGGCUUCUCUUUCAUGGAGCCGGUGCUGACAGCAGUAGAACCCCUCUAUGGCCCACGGGCAGGGGGCACCCGUCUCACCUUUGAAGGCCAGGGCCUGUCUUUAGGCACCAGCCAGGCUGUGCUGAUCAAUGGGACUGAGUGCCCGCUGGAACAGGUCAGCGAGGGGCAGCUCUUAUGUACUACGCCCCCUGGGGCUGCUACGGCCCGCGUUCCCAUUCACCUGCAGGUGGGGGGUGCUGUGGUGCCUGGCUCCUGGACCUUCCACUACCUGGAAGACCCCAUUGUGCUGGGCAUCAGCCCCAACUGUGGCUACAGUGGCUCUCGUGUCAUCAUCUAUGGCCAGCAUCUGACUUCAGCGUGGCACCUAGUGCUAUCAUUCCAUGAUGGGCUUAUGGCAGUGGAAAACAGGUGUACAGGGCACCUCUCGGAGCAGCGUUGGUGCCACCUGCCUGAAUAUGUGGUCCGAAGCCCCCAGGGGUGGGUAACAGGGAACCUGAGUGCCUGGGGGGAUGGAGCUGCUGGCUUCACACUGCCCAGCUUUCGUUUCCUGCCCCCACCCCAUCCACCUACCACUGGCUUGGCCCCACUGAAGCCUGAGGAACAUUCCAUUAAAUUUGAGUAUAUUGGGCUGGGCGCUGUGGCUGAUUGUGUGGAUGUGAACGUGACCGUGGGUGGUAAGAGCUGCCAGCAUGAGCUCCGGGGGGAUGUGGUCAUCUGCCCUCUGCCCUCCUCCCUGCAACUUGACAAGGAUGGCGCCCCACUGCAGGUCUGUGUGGAUGAUGGAUGUCACAUCCUGGGCAGGGUGGUGCGGCCAGCCCCAGAGGGGGUCCCACAGAGGCUACUCCUUGGUGUCCUGCUGGCCCUGCUCCUGCUUGUGGCUGCACUGGCCACUGCGCUGAUCUUCAACUACCGGCGGAGGAAACAACUGGGUGAGCUCUUCAUUCCCCUCUUGACUCAGCCUAUACCCUCCCAAACAUGGUAUCUCCAAGUUCUCUUUCUGCUCAGGCCUUGGAGGUCCACCCACACCUCCUGGGUACUGAGUUUGGAUAGACUGGCCACCAGGGGCUGUCUUUCCACAGUCCUUUCUCCAAACCUAGAUGACCUGGUAUCCUUGGACCAGACCACUGGAGCCAUCCCCUUGCCUGUGCUCCGCUCAGGCUCUGACUACAGAAAUGGCCUUGCAGCCCCUGCCGCUGAUGGUCUGGACUCCUGCACAGAGGGCCACAAAGCAUCCGUCUCAGACAGUGGGGAUAGGUCCUGCAUCCCACUGCUGCAGACAGAGUCCAUCCAGCUUGGGGACUUGGACUCUGUGCUCCUCUCCGAGGUCAAGGAUGUGCUGAUCUCACAUGAGCGGGUGGUCACCCACAGUGACCGAAUCAUUGGCAAAGGCCACUUUGGAGUUGUCUACCACGGAGAAUACAUAGACAAGGACCAGAGUCGAAUCCACUGUGCCAUAAAGUCACUGAGUCGCAUUACAGAGGUGCAGGAGGUAGAGGCUUUCCUGCGCGAGGGGCUGCUCAUGCGUGGUCUGCACCACCCAAACGUACUGGCUCUCAUCGGUAUUGUGCUGCCCCCUGAAGGGCUGCCCCAAGUGCUGCUACCCUAUAUGCACCAUGGAGACCUGCUCCAGUUCAUCCGCUCACCCCAGCGGAACCCCACGGUGAAGGACCUCAUCAACUUCGGACUUCAGGUAGCCCGCGGCAUGGAGUACCUGGCAGAGCAGAAGUUUGUGCACAGGGACCUGGCUGCUCGGAACUGCAUGCUGGAUGGGUCAUUCACAGUCAAGGUGGCUGACUUUGGCCUGGCCCGCGGUGUCCUGGACAAGGAGUACUACAGUGUUCGACAGCACCGCCAUGCCCGCCUCCCUGUCAAAUGGAUGGCACUGGAGAGCCUACAGACCUACAGAUUCACCACCAAGUCUGAUGUGUGGUCAUUUGGUGUGCUGCUAUGGGAGCUGCUGACACGGGGCGCCCCACCAUACCCCCACAUUGACCCUUUUGACCUCACUCACUAUUUGGCCCAGGGUCGACGCCUGCCCCAGCCUGAGUAUUGUCCUGAUUCUCUCUAUGCAGUGAUGCAGCACUGCUGGGCUGCAGACCCUGCAGGGAGACCCACCUUCUCAGUGCUGGUGGAUGAAGUGGAGCACGUGGCGGCCAGGCUGCUUGGGGACCACUACGUGCAGCUACCUGCAGCCUACGUGAACCUGGGCCCUGGUACCUUGGAUGAGGCGACCAUGCCCCCAGAACAGUCGCAGACCCCACCUGUGCACAGGAUCACACGUCGGCCUUUCUCAGAGCCACCACAGCCCACAUGACCUCAGCCCUAGGCAGGCCCCAGGGAUUGGACCUGCCUAGCAACCAGGAAGUUAAUCCCAAACUGCCUCUAGGCCAUGCCACGCCAGGGGCAGCCCAAGCUGCCCUCUGCCCUGUCCCUGCCCCCUUAACCUUCAGUGGUGACAGGAGGGAGCAAGGCACCUUGGCCCUUCACUCUAGAGAGGGAGCAGUGAGAAUGAUCCUUGAUGUGAGGAGUAUUUAUGGCGUACCCGGUGUGUGCUUGACCUUCUGGGCACAGGGGACUCAACAGUGACCGUACAGACACUGGUCCUUGAACUAGUAAAUGAACCAACGAAUCAUCAAGUA
Hyaena hyaena (striped hyena) is the source of this 4838-nucleotide messenger RNA. It is a transcript of the gene MST1R, whose product is annotated as macrophage stimulating 1 receptor. The record is from RefSeq and is a predicted model, not a curated record. Gene Ontology annotation, biological process: nervous system development; protein phosphorylation; regulation of cell migration. Gene Ontology annotation, cellular component: semaphorin receptor complex; membrane. The transcript has 19 exons. NCBI's taxonomy places the organism in Eukaryota, Metazoa, Chordata, Mammalia, Carnivora, Hyaenidae. Gene Ontology annotation, molecular function: protein binding; ATP binding; semaphorin receptor activity. Bases 167 to 4513 code for a protein of 1448 amino acids.